CGUUAAUUAUAGCCGUAUGUGUAAGGGGAGUGGCGACGCGUGACAUGAGCCAUCUAAGAAUAGCAUGUGUUUCAAUAACACUUUUAUGUUGGAAACUUUUUGUUGCUUAUAAAUUGGAUCACAGGUUAACUAUAGUUCUUUAAUCUAUUCUAUCUAGUGUUCUGCUUCCCAAACAAACAAACAAAUGAAGUUCUUGUUUUACCUUGUUGUGUUCUUUCUCCUCUUAAAUGGUUUCACAGCCAACAGAGUUGCAAAUUCCCUGAUUCGAGAUUCUUGUAAGAAAGCUUCAAAAAAUUCAGAACCACAUUACUACAAGUUCUGCAUUGCAUCUAUUAGCGAAAACCCGGAGAGUCAACAAGUAAAAACUAUCGAUGAAUUGAUCGGGGUAGGAGUGAAAAACGCUAUUUCUAACAUGACGAAUGUGAAAGGAAUUGUGGAGAGGAUUCUGAAGGAAAGAAAGUAUACGAGUAAACUAAGUGAGAAGAUGUUGCGCGUUUGUGUUAAGCUUUAUUCUGAGGGCACUAACUUGUUAAUCAAAUGUUUAGGGUACAUUAAAUUGCGGGAUUUUGAUAAACUCCACAAUACUAUUCGUCAUGCAAGAGUUGUUCCAAGAGAGUGUGAAAUGGGAUUCAAUGACGAUAAUAAACAGAAAUCUCCGGUGACAAAAGAGAACGAUGUUCUCUUCGACACCGUCGAAAUUGCUCAAGCUUUUAAUUACUAUGCUCAUGUAAAUCCGGAGAUUUAGUGUCUAGCCAAACAGUCCGUCAGUUAUAGGUGGCAAUGUUUCUUAUUUUGUUAUGAAAUAUUGAAUUAAUGAAAAAUAUAAGGUCAGAGUUUACAACUUCCAUGCAUGGAGAUAAGAGUGAA
Messenger RNA from Arabidopsis lyrata subsp. lyrata, 867 nucleotides. Its product is annotated as pectinesterase inhibitor 12. Lineage: Eukaryota; Viridiplantae; Streptophyta; Magnoliopsida; Brassicales; Brassicaceae. The record is from RefSeq and is a predicted model, not a curated record. Gene Ontology annotation, molecular function: enzyme inhibitor activity.